Molecule: messenger RNA, 1044 nt
Organism: Cotesia glomerata
Lineage: Eukaryota; Metazoa; Arthropoda; Insecta; Hymenoptera; Braconidae
Exons: 3
Coding region: 469-981 (170 amino acids)
Molecular function (GO): nucleic acid binding
Source: RefSeq, a predicted model, not a curated record
CUGUAAUUGCUUAACUUUACAAUUUGCUAAUGAAAGAUCCCAUAUUGUAUACAAUCAAUAAACUGAAAAUUUUUUCACUCCAGAAAGAGAACUGCAGCAGCUCUUCAAUGCUCUGUAGUAACCGUGAGUAAGUAUGUGAAGCGCGGAUUUUCCGGUGAAUCAUUUGUAAGACCGGGAAAAAUAAGGAAAAGGGCAUCGCCGAAGCGCCAUGUUUCUAACGAAGUAAAAGAGCAAAUUCGGCAGCUCAUUUACAAUUUCUGUGAUGAACGACGUCAUAUUACAUGCACUCAACUAUUAACUGAAGUAAGAAAAAAUAAUAUUUCGUUUUAUGGAGGAAGUGAAACUUUAAGAAAAGUUCUUCAUGAUAUCGGCUUCAAGAAUAUAAAACGUAAUAAUAAUCGAUAUCUGGUCGAGCAGCCAUAUGUAAUAGCUGCUCGUAUCGAAUUCCUAGCUAAAUAUAAGAAAAAUAUGGAUGCUCUUAAGCUUAAGGACACUUAUUCUGUGUUGGUUGAUCCUGCUAAAGCCACGGAUUCAGAGAAGUUGGUUGAUUCUACCAAUGAUACUGAAUCUGAGAUGUCGGUUGAUCCUGCCAAAAACACUGAUUCUGAGAAGUUGGUUGAUCCUGCCGAAGACGCUCGAACUUUCAUAUUCCUAGAUGAAACAUGGGUGUUUCGCUACGGGACAGGAAAGACUCGAGAAUGGCAGGACUCCAGCACUCGUAGUGUUUCUGUAAAGAAAGCGUCUAGCGGACCAAGAUACAUUGUUUGCCAUGCAGGGGGCAGAAAUGGAUUCGUAGACGGCGCCGGAUUGUUCGUUAAUUCUUCAAAAAAGAUCAAUCCUUUGGACGAUUAUCACGGUGCAAUGAACGCCGAAACUUUUAAAGAAUGGUUUAAAACUAAACUGUUGCCAAAUUUGAAAGAACCGUCGAUAAUUGUGAUGGACAAUGCGUCCUACCACUCUUCGAAGGUAUUUUAUAAUUAAUUAAAAUCUAUAAAUAGAUUAAUUCUACUUGAUAAUUUUAGGAGAAAUCUUAAUCAAAUCUAC